Molecule: messenger RNA, 2236 nt
Organism: Linum trigynum
Lineage: Eukaryota; Viridiplantae; Streptophyta; Magnoliopsida; Malpighiales; Linaceae
Source: the annotation of a GenBank genome assembly
UUACAACUCGCUUCCUCUCUCUCGUUCUCACACCAACACUCUUAUCCCCGAAUCUUCACCAUCACUCUCUCUCUCUUCUCCGCAGAACACAAGGAAACCAAAGCACAAAACCGGACGGGGGUAGGAACUGAAUCUUAUCCUGAAUCAAUAGCUCUCUCAACAUGAGUGGAAAAUUGAAAUCGUGGCUAAAGAUGCCUUGAUCUCCUGCCUUCUUCGCUGGUUUCCCCCUUUCUGUGGGUAAAGAGAUUUUGUUCUCUUUUUCUUCCUUUAAAUUUAUGAAUCCUGGAUUUAAUCAAGAUCAUGGUUCUGUUUGUUUAUUCGAAAAGAAGAUUCCUUUUUUCUCUUUAAUUUUCCCUCUCAAGUGGGGAUUAAUUGUAUGUGAUUUUGGUGGACUUCAAAAGUAAAGAGAUUUUUUUUAAAAAUUGAUGGAGUUGACCUGCUAAUUAGUUUAAAAUAUCUUCUUUUCUUCUAGGGGAGUAUAGUUUAUUGCUCUAUGGUGUUGUUUGCAGGCAAGACCUCUUGUUUUCCUCUUCAUUAUUACCAGAGUGAAGGGUUUUCUUUUAACGUGGUCGCUUACCCUUUUUGUGAUAGCAGUUUUGAGGGAAAUGGUGAAUGGUAGAAAGGUGAUGGAAACCGAUGGCAAUAAGCCACAUUCCCAUCAUAAGGAUCACUUGGGAAAUGCAGAUGAUCCUAGGAAAGACAAGUCUGCAGAGAAAAUUGGGUUUGUUAACCACGCUGAAAUUGAUUGGCAUGAGAGAAGGAAGCAGUGGGUUGGUGAAUCUUCUCAACGGUCAAAAAGAAUGCCUAGAGAACAAAUUAUGAGCUGGGCAACGACAUAUGAAGACUUGCUAUGUUCUCAAGAACCUUUCCAACAGCCAAUACCUCUAGAUGAGAUGGUGGACUUCUUGGUUGACAUAUGGCUUGAAGAAGGGCUCUACGACUAAACGCAAAAGGGUAAACGUCAAUGGGUCUUAUUACUGACUGCUUUAACAGUCAAGGUUUUUAUGUUCUAUUUUUCCUCGAACAUGUGAAAGUUGAAGCUUGUAGAUCGUGAAAUGUGAAACCAUGUAGUAAACAUGUAAGAAUGGUCAUGGAUUCCUUUUGCAUAUACAUGAGAGAUGGAAUGCUAACUUCUAAAAUCAUGCGAAUUGUGGAUAAACUAGGAUCGCUGAAUCGUGUAGAAAAAAGCAUGGCAAAACCUGUGCAAAACGUUUUUCAUCUUUUCAUGGUACUGAAAAUUUUUAUGCAUUGUUAGUUGGUGGUGCCUAACUCAUUAGUAGAGCCAGGCUUUCUGUUCACUCGUUGACAUCAUGGUGGACAAAUUCGUUCCUAUUUUGUCACAAGUUUUUGACGUGUGCAGUGCAUCUUAGUGAUAUGGUUGGUGGGUUGGACUUUCAUUUUGCUGAAUCUUCUUUGGUCGGAUCCCAUUAACAUGAUGAUACACAUGUUCUCUAAACUACAAUAUUUUUGACCCAAUCCUGAGCCAGUGAGAAAAAUGGGUUAUAUCUAUAUUGAGGUGACACGCUACAAGGUUACCGUGUAAAAGGUCAUACGUUUUCUUUUUUACUGUUCGUUUGCAAAAUGCAUCUAUUUUUUGGGUUUUCUCUUCGCCUAUUUGGAUCGGCUGAGAAGGAGUUCAUACAAAAUGGGCAUAAAGCUUUGGUGUAACUAACAAAUCGUUCAUUGUACUUUGUUUAUGUAAUUAUCGAACAGAUGACUCCUGAAGAGGUUUAUGGAUAAUAAUCAUACAAACUUCUAAUGAGGAAGACUACUAUAACCGUGACAUGUGAGAGAAAGAAAGCUAAGGAUAAAGAAGGAAAGCAUUAAACUUGGGACAUAUAAGUGGUAUAAGGAAUUGUGAGUAUGUUCAAGUGACAUUCCAUGUCACUGUCAUGAAUUUUGAGAGUGUUAACAACUUCAAAUGGCGUAGUUUGGUGAUUGUGGGGCAAUAGGUGAUUGACGCAGUUAGUCAUUCUUUCCUACAAAUUCUCUCUUGAAAAAUUGUAAUCAUACUUGCCUGGUUCUCAAACCAAAGGUAGAAAAGGUGGAACAUAUGAAGAAGUUUCAACCUAUUAGUCUCUACUAGUUUUUUUUUUUAUAAAGUGAUUGCUAAAAUCCUGGUUGAGAGACUAGCAUGAUCUCUACUAUCGAUUAUCUUAUAUGGACAAUACUGAUUUGUCUUGGAAAAGCAUAUUGUUGAUAAUGUCCUUAUUGAAAAUAAAGUCAUGCAUUAUUU